AUGAGCGACGUUGAGAAACAGUACGAUGUGGCGACACCAGGCGGUGCGAAGAAGAGCGAGGAAAUUGCUGACCAGAGGGGUGGGAUUGAUCCUCUUUUCGAGGCCAAGCUUGUGCGCAAGCUGGAUAUCUACAUUAUCCCAGUGGUUAUGCUGUUGUACUUAUUCAGUUUCCUGGACAGAGUCAAUAUUGGGAAUGCCCGGCUCUACGGCCUCCAGGAGGAUCUCAACAUGAAUGACUCGCAAUUCCAAACCGCAGUUUCGAUUCUCUUUGUCACCUACAUCUUAUCAGAACUCCCUUCAAACCUGGUUCUGAAAAAGUUUACGCCCUCCCGGUGGAUCGCAUUCAUCACCCUCGCCUGGGGGAUCAUUGCAACUCUCACCGGGAUCGUACAAAGCUACGGUGGCCUCAUCGCAUGCCGUCUCCUCCUGGGAGCCGUAGAAGGCGGACUAUUCCCCGGCAUGGCCGUCUACCUAACCUUCUUCUACACCAAACGCGAACUCGCCCUCCGCAUCGGCUACCUCUUCGUCUCCGCUGCCCUCGCCGGUGCCUGCGGCGGCCUCCUCGCCUACGCAAUCGGCCACAUGGACGGUACCGCCGGCCAGCGCGGCUGGCGCUGGAUCAUGAUCCUCGAGGGCAUCCCCACCCUCCUCCUCGGCAUCGCAACAUGGUUCGUCCUACCCAACUCCCCCGAAACCGCCUAUUUCUUCUCCCCAGAGGAAAAAGCUUUUGCUGCCGCCCGUCUCAAGCGCCAAACGGGGUACACGAAGAAAGCGGCCGAGUUCCACUGGGAUGACGUGAAGAAGGCGUUUAAAGACUGGAAAGUCUGGACCUUUUGCUUUGCGCAGUUCGGGUCUGAUACCAUGCUUUACGGCUAUUCCACUUUCCUGCCUACGAUUAUCCGCUCGAUUAAUACGACGGCGAGUAGUGCCAUGGUGCAGGUUCUGACUAUCCCGUGUUAUGCCCUCGGCGCAAUCACCUACCUGCUCGUAGCGCACUUUUCCGAUCGCCAGCAGAAACGCGGGUUGUACAGUGUGCUCCUGGGCCUUGUCAGUAUUGUGGGAUACGCUAUGCUGAUUAGCGAUUCAAACUCCAAAGUACACUACGCCGGGUGUUUUUUGGUGGCGAUGGGAUUGUACGUUUGUGUCGGGUUGCCGCUGGCGUGGUUGCCGACGAACUUACCGAGAUAUGGAAAGAGGACUACGGCUACGGGGUUGCAGCUUAGUAUUGGGAAUUGUGCGGGGAUUAUGAGUGCUUUUAUCUAUCCAACUGCCGAUCGCCCCCGCUUCAUCAAGGGCCACGGCAUCACAAUGGCAAUGGUGGGCUUCGCAUGCUCGUGCUACUGUAUUCUGUGGUUUCACUUCUCAAGGGCGAAUGCAAAGAGAGAGCGGGGUGACGAGGAUGCAGCAGUGCAAAGUCUAAGCGAUGAGGAAAUUGCUGAGUUGGGAGAUGAUAGUCCGAGGUUUAGAUAUACGAUUUAA
Molecule: messenger RNA, 1479 nt
Organism: Bipolaris zeicola 26-R-13
Lineage: Eukaryota; Fungi; Ascomycota; Dothideomycetes; Pleosporales; Pleosporaceae
Exons: 3
Coding region: 1-1479 (492 amino acids)
Biological process (GO): transmembrane transport
Cellular component (GO): membrane
Molecular function (GO): transmembrane transporter activity
Source: RefSeq, a predicted model, not a curated record